This is a messenger RNA of Trypanosoma brucei brucei TREU927, 2121 nucleotides long. RefSeq lists its product as hypothetical. The record is from RefSeq and is a predicted model, not a curated record. NCBI's taxonomy places the organism in Eukaryota, Euglenozoa, Kinetoplastea, Trypanosomatida, Trypanosomatidae. The coding region runs from base 1 to 2121 and encodes 706 amino acids. The transcript has a single exon.
AUGACGACUAUAUCCGCUUUAGAAAAACAAGUUGACGUCUUGUCUUCCCUGCAGGAGUCAAGUGCCAAAAUACUUGAUGAUUUCGCAAAUACCUCCCGUGCGGUUGCUCAACGCGCCCACCGUAUCGUAGCGGAUGUCCAACCAUGGGAAGUCGCGCAGGAAAACAUUGCCUUCAUGAUAGAGGAAACCUCAAGGGCUGCGCGGUGCUACCACCCACCACCUGUCCUACGACUGGUGUUAGCCGGCAAGGAGAAGAGCCCUGAGAUGCUGUGCAAGUGUAUCGAUUAUCUCGUGUUCACUAACGACUACAUCGAGUCUCAGCCGUCUAGUGGGUUCGGUAGCAAUAUUGAGUCAAGCAUUAAGGGAAGUUUGAAUAGUGUGAUAAAGCUGUCAGAAGAGGCGGUGAUCGACGCUUUCGUGACGUCUAUGCAAAAAAAGCCGGCAGGUGAGCGGGAUGAAAGCUUAGAGUUUAGGACAAGGUUGACAGUGUCUUCAUUAUCGGCAUUUUCCGUGCUCUUUCAUCACCCUGAGGCACUACAUGGCGUAGACCGCGUCAUACACAAGCUAGGAGAAAACUUCAACAGGACUAAGGUUAUCACCCAGGACGUUAGGCGUAUUUUAGAAGAAAACAUAAGCCGACUGGUGGAAGCUCAGCUUGACAACUCCAAAGAAAAGGAAGAACUGCAACAUUACCGGGCCAUUGCCACGACAUGUGGAUUCGCGCCAGUACACAAACGCUAUAAGAAGGGAAAACAUUACUUGCUUUCGGCGUCUGCGAAGGCUCUCUCAGUGCUUACCGAAGCCGUCGAGUGUCUGAAAACAUGCGUAUUGGAGCCUUUGGACAACUCCUUUGAUGUCGUGGAGCUGCCCGCGGACCUAACCAUACGGGUGUUCAAUCGGGUGAUAGAAAGCUGCUUAGAUGUUGUGAAGGCUGAUCACGAGGCCCUUUCAGAUCUAAAUUCUGCAUUUGUUUUGUCGCGCGGUGAAGGCGUCGGGUUCUGGGGGGAGGAGCAGAGCGUCACCAAUAUGAUUCUCAUUGGACUGGACCUGUUGGAAGGGUUGUGGAAGUGGAAAGGCUUUGCUGAAAAACUGCCAGGUAGCAGGUACAAGUGUGUUGACAGAGUGGACGAGGGGGUGAGUGUUUUUAUUGCGAGAUUAAGGAAUUUGGUGGAAAAAUAUAACAAAAGUAAAGGCAGUUUGAGCGCUGCUUCACUAAAGAACUAUACUCACCGACUGCAUCGCAUGGAAUGGAUUCCCUCACCAGAUUGUUCGGCUCACGUAUCGGCCACAAAUCAGAUAUACAUGCAUAAGAUGCUGCUUACUAAUUACUACGGUGCCAUAAAAGUGGUGUUACACGAUCCGAGGUUGAGUAGUUUCUCCGAGGCAGAGGCGUUAGAGACUUUGGGUUCUUAUAUGGUCGAUGGUGUGCUCGGCACCAUACGUGAUCUGGAGGUCAUUGCUGAAGCCGCAAUGGAUUUGCUAGAGGAAAAAUCUGGCGGAGUACGGCGGGGCGAUAGCUCCUCAUUUUCGGACCAACCAAAUGCUUCACUGAAUCAAAAGCAGUGCAUGUCUCCACCCAUAUUCAUGUUGAACAAUAUAUUGCUACUUUCAGAGGGGUACCGCAAGGAGUUGUGCUUCCAGCAGCGAAGGUAUUACAGUAGUAACCCCCCGCUUGAUGGAGACAAAGGGAGGAACAGUAUACCGGCUCCACCACCUAUUGUAAUUGGUAUUAUUAACAGGCUUGAAAGCGCCAAAGAUCGAUAUUUAAAAGAUUUCUCCACCUGGUGGUCUGAGUGCUUCCCAUCCGUAUCCUCAAGCAAUAAACUAGCGAACAUCGCUUCAACAGAUGAUGAACUCAGUAAACCUCAACGAGCUGCGGUGAAACACUGGUACAGGACUGUGGCAAACAACCUGAUGGGCAGAGUUGCCGCCUGCCGCUGUUUCACAGUUCUCGGUGCCUCACAGCGAAAGAAUCUCAUUGAAAUUUCCAUGACGGCUGUAAAAAAUGGCUUCAGGACGUUUGAGCAAGGGCUAAAGGGACGAGCAUGGUCAGACCGACCGAUGAAAUGGAUGGUGCGAACACCUGAACAGUGGUCUGAGUUGCUAUCGAAACUGUUUUAG